Messenger RNA from Camarhynchus parvulus, 2665 nucleotides. It is a transcript of the gene SELP, whose product is annotated as selectin P. The transcript has 17 exons. Gene Ontology annotation, cellular component: external side of plasma membrane; membrane. Gene Ontology annotation, molecular function: calcium ion binding; oligosaccharide binding; sialic acid binding. Lineage: Eukaryota; Metazoa; Chordata; Aves; Passeriformes; Thraupidae. The record is from RefSeq and is a predicted model, not a curated record. Gene Ontology annotation, biological process: leukocyte tethering or rolling; heterophilic cell-cell adhesion; response to cytokine. Bases 212 to 2584 code for a protein of 790 amino acids.
GCAGCAUCAAUUUCUUUGGAACUGGAAAAUACAUGUGACUGCAUGGCUCUUGUUGGGCUUUAGCUGGAAGUGAGCAGAGUAAUUUCCUGGCCAAGGCAAUUCUACUUACGAGCAGGACAAGGGCACUGCUGUGGAACUGCGAUCUGCCAGGAGGACACGGACUCUGGGCUCUCCUGGCACCUCCCUGGGCAUCGCUGCCAUCACAUGGGGCAUGGUGCUGUGGGUGCAGGUGGGUGCCUGGACCUACCACUACAGUGACCAAGGGGACUACACGUGGGAGCAGGCCAGGAAUUUCUGCCAGACCUUCUUUACCGACCUGGUGGCAAUCCAGAACCAGCAGGAGAUCGAGUACCUCAACAAGAGCCUGCCCUUCCAUGGGCGCUACUACUGGAUUGGCUUACGCAAGCUGGGCGGCAUCUGGACCUGGGUGGGCACCGGGAAGGCGCUGUCCAAGGAGGCAGAGAACUGGGCACUGGGGGAGCCCAACAACCGCCGCUCCAACCAGGACUGCGUGGAGAUCUACAUCCAGCGGCCGCAGCAGGCCGGCAAGUGGAACGACGAGCCCUGCAACCGGAAGAAGAAGGCACUCUGCUACCGGGCCUCCUGCCAGCCCUUCCUGUGCAGCCAGCGUGGCGAGUGCGUGGAGACCAUUGGGAGCUACCGCUGCGAGUGCUACCCCGGCUUCCACGGCCCCGAGUGCACGGAUGUUGUGCAGUGUGCCAAGCUGGAGCCCAAGGGAGGGCCCAUGAACUGCAGCCAUCCCUACGGAGACUUCAGCUACAACUCCACCUGUGAGUUCGGGUGCCACGAGGGGUUUGAGCGGCGAGGGGCGGGCGUGCUGCGGUGCCUGCCUUCCCAGGAGUGGUCAGCAAACAUCCCCACCUGCACAGCCGUCGCCUGCCCGGUGCUCAGAGCUCCAGAAAAGGGAGAGCUGAACUGCUCCCACCUCCAUGGGGACUUCACCUUUGGCUCCACGUGUGCCUUUUCCUGCCAGAAGGGGUUUGUGCUGAAGGGGCCGGAGAGCCGUGAGUGCACAGCCACGGGGAUCUGGACUGGGGAUGCAACAAGAUGUGAAGCCAUUGCCUGCCCAGUGCUCAGUGCUCCAGACCAGGGAGAGAUGCACUGCUCCCACCUCCAUGGCAACUUCACCUAUGGAUCCAUGUGUGCCUUCUCCUGCCAGACAGGAUUUGCCUUGGUGGGGCUGCAGAGCCGUGAGUGCACAGCCACGGGGACCUGGACUGGGGACACCCCACACUGUGAAGCUGUUACCUGUCCAGUGCUCAGAGCUCCAGAAAAGGGAGAGCUGAACUGCUCCCACCUCCAUGGGGACUUCACCUUUGGCUCCACGUGUGCCUUCUCCUGCCAGAAGGGGUUUGUGCUGAAGGGGCCGGAGAGCCGUGAGUGCACAGCCACGGGGACCUGGACAGGGGAUGCAACAAGAUGUGAAGCAAUUGCCUGUCCAGUGCUCAGAGCUCCAGAAAAAGGAGAGAUGCACUGCUCCCACCUCCAUGGCAACUUCACCUAUGGAUCCACGUGUGCCUUCUCCUGCCAGAAGGGGUUUGUGCUGAAGGGGCUGGAGAGCCGUGAGUGCACAGCCAUGGGGAUCUGGACUGGGGACACUCCACACUGUGAAGCCGUUACCUGUCCAGUGCUCAGAGCUCCAGAAAAGGGAGAGCUGAACUGCUCCCACCUCCAUGGGGACUUCACCUUUGGCUCCACGUGUGCCUUCUCCUGCCAGAAGGGGUUUGUGCUGAAGGGGCCGGAGAACCGUGAGUGCACAGCCACAGGGACCUGGACAGGGGAUGCAACAAGAUGUGAAGCCAUUGCCUGCCCAGUGCUCAGUGCUCCAGACCAGGGAGAGAUGCACUGCUCCCACCUCCAUGGCAACUUCACCUAUGGAUCCAUGUGUGCCUUCUCCUGCCAGACAGGAUUUGCCUUGGUGGGGCUGCAGAGCCGUGAGUGCACAGCCACGGGGAUCUGGACUGGGGACACCCCACACUGUGAAGCCAUCUCCUGUCCAGUGCUCAGAGCUCCAGAAAAGGGAGAGCUGAACUGCUCCCACCUCCAUGGGGACUUCACCUUUGGCUCCACGUGUGCCUUCUCCUGCCAGAAGGGGUUUGUGCUGAAGGGGCCGGAGAGCCGUGAGUGCACAGCCACGGGGACCUGGACAGGGGAUGCCCCACGCUGUGAAGCCAUCAGCUGCCCAGUGCUGUCCCCCCCCAGCAGAGGCCAGCUGAGCUGCUCUCAUGUGCAUGGGAACUUCACCUACAACUCCACGUGCAUCUUUUCCUGUGAGGAGGGGUUUGUUCGGAUGGGAGCAGAGAUGCUCCAGUGUGAGGCCACGGGGAACUGGACCAGGGAUCCCCCUGUCUGUGCAGAGGAUGGUGCCUUCCUAAAGCAAGUCCUGGCUUACAGCAGCAGCUCAGCCCUGGCAGUAGCUGGUCUUGUGCUCUCUGGGGGACUCAUUGCCCUCCUUGCCAAGAGGCUCAGUGACAGAGAGGAGAAGAGGAAGCUCCUGAAACCCACCAGUGACCUGGGAGUGCCGGGCACCUUCACCAACUCAGCAUAUGAUGCCAAUCUGUGAGGGCUGCAGGCCUAGCGGGCCUGCUGUGGGAGCACAGAGGGACUCCAUGCCUGUGGUUGUAGCCUGGACCAGAGCUGCCCC